Mucor velutinosus is the source of this 1896-nucleotide messenger RNA. RefSeq names its product GTP-binding protein gtr2. Gene Ontology annotation, cellular component: mitochondrial inner membrane. The transcript has 5 exons. Bases 1 to 1896 code for a protein of 631 amino acids. Gene Ontology annotation, molecular function: ribosome binding. Gene Ontology annotation, biological process: intracellular monoatomic cation homeostasis. NCBI's taxonomy places the organism in Eukaryota, Fungi, Mucoromycota, Mucoromycetes, Mucorales, Mucoraceae. The record is from RefSeq and is a predicted model, not a curated record.
AUGUACAAGACCUUAAAUUCAACACAUGUUCGUCAUUUGGGAUUGAGAACAAACGGCUCUGCCGUAGCAUUUCGUCGUGCUCACCAACAACAUCGCCCUGCCACUGCCGCCAUCUCCCUCCGUCUUGUCAUGCUUCGACCCAAUGCUGCAGCACAGAGAGGUCUACAUUUGAAUAGACAACUUGUACGCACAGAAGGAAAAGCCAGCAAAGCAGUAGCCGAGGAGAAGGAGACCAUGACAUCCCGUGCUGCUGCACUCGCUAAGGAGCAACAAGCCAAGGCCGCCGCUGCUGCUGCUGGUACAGCCGCUCCUCCUACGAGCAAUGCCAUCAAGCCCAAAAAGACAUUGUGGACCAAAGUCAAGGAAGAGGCAGUUCAUUACUGGCAUGGCACCCAGUUGCUCGGUUUUGAGAUUAGAGUUUCAUCCAAGCUUACAUGGAAGUUGUUGAAUGGAGGCAAAUUGACCAGAAGAGAGCAUCGUCAAUUGCGUCGUACUACAUCUGAUCUUAUGCGACUUGUGCCAUUUGCAUUCUUCCUUAUUGUGCCUUUUAUGGAACUUUUAUUGCCUGUUGCCCUUAAAAUUUUCCCCAACAUGUUGCCCAGUACUUAUGAGAGCAAGUCGCAAGAGGAAAAGAAGAAGAUGGCAUUGCUGAAGGUUCGUUUAGAGAUGGCCAAGUUCUUGCAAGAAACUAUUUCCGAAUCGGGCUUCCCCGGUUCUGAUCAUGAAAAGGCGGCUCAAGAGUUUGCCGAUUUCUUUAGAAAGAUCCGUAUGACAGGUGAACAAGCCUCCACUGAAGAUUUGUUGAAUGUCGCCAAACGUUUUGAAGAUGAACUUACCCUGGACAAUUUGUCAAGACCCCAGCUUGUCUCCAUGUGUCGCUACAUGAACAUCAAUGCGUUUGGAACGGACAACUUUUUGCGUUUCCAAAUCAGAAACCGCAUGCGUCAAAUCAAGGCAGAUGACAAGGUCAUUCAAAAUGAAGGUAUUGAAACAUUGACUAUCCAGGAACUUCAAAAUGCCUGUGCUUCUCGUGGUAUUCGUUCCGUUGGCACAUCUCCAGGUCGUCUUAGAGACGAGUUGGCUCAAUGGCUUGAACUGCACAUUGAUCACCACGUGCCUGGUACCCUGUUGAUCCUCUCCAGAGCUUUCAGUUACACCGAUCGUGGCAUGACCACUGAGGAGGCAUUGAGAGCUACUUUCAACAGUUUACCCGAUAACCUUGUCAAUGAAGCCGAACUUCAAGUCUUGGAGCAAGUGGGUGCUAGUACUUACAAGCAAAAGUUGGAUGUCUUGGAGCAACAACAAGAAUUAAUUGAGGACGAAUCUGAGCAAGAAGAAAAGGAGGAGAAGGCUAGAUUAGAAGCUGCUCAAUUAGCCGAAGAAGCUCGUUUGGAGGCAGAGAAGAAGGAGCGUGAAGAGGCAGAAAAGAAGGACGCAUUUGUUGCUGAUGAGCCUGCUGUGUCAGAUGAGCAAGCCGAUAAGAAGGAGGAAAGAAAGACAGAAGACAAGCAGCCGUCUACAUUAGCAGCAGAGCCUCAAGCCGACACAACAAAGGCCGAAGAAGAGCCUUUAUCUGCUGAACAACAAUCCGAACUUCAAGAUGCAUUGACCAAGUUGCGUACCAAGGUUAAUGUUCUGGAGGAACGUGCUCAAUUCAACGAGAUCAAGAUUCAACAUGAGGAUUACAAAGAGCUUAUUGAAGAACUCAAGGACGCUACCAAGCGUGAUGCUGAUAAGGCAACACUGCGUAUGGGCAAGAAAUUGGAAAAGAUGCUGGCUACUAUUGACAAGGAAUUGGACGCUCUGGAAAAGGAGUCUUCAACAAAGGAAGUCUCUGCUGAAGAAAAGAAGCAAGAGGAGCCUGCUGUUGAAAAGGAAGAGACUAAGAAAGAGUAA